Molecule: messenger RNA, 768 nt
Organism: Ruditapes philippinarum (Manila clam)
Lineage: Eukaryota; Metazoa; Mollusca; Bivalvia; Venerida; Veneridae
Exons: 3
Coding region: 1-765 (254 amino acids)
Source: RefSeq, a predicted model, not a curated record
AUGAAAAAAUACAUUGAUGAAAGUAACAGUAAAAUUAGUUCAAAUGAUCCUAAAAAGAAAAAAACUAAAACUCCUAAGAACAAAAAGAAUUCAGCCACCACCUUCAAUCUUCAAAUAAAUGAUAAACAAAAGCCUGGUCCAUCCAAACAAAACAUUGAACUUUCUGAAAAAUCAGACCUCUCUGAUAGUGAAAAUGAAUCAGAAAUACCUGAUGAAGAUAAGUGUUGCCAAUGUCAUCAAUAUUAUGUAGACAAGCAUUCCCAUGGUGCAAUAGAAUUCACCCACUGGGCACAGUGUGAUAAGCUACUUGUUCCCAUUGGGUUCACCUUAAAUACUGCUCUCCAGUCCGUGUUUGACAUAGAUUCUAAUGGAAGUGCUGACAGUGGUAUAGAAGAGUGUGCUAUGGAGGUCAGCAUCAGUGAACCUACAACAACUGAGACAUUUGAUGGAUCAUCUGACAUUGAUGAUAUUCUACUUAAAUCUGAGAUGUUACUGAGAUCACUACGAGGAGAAUUAUUUAGUACAGAUUCCGCUGCUGAUGACUCAUUACAGGCUGACAAGACAACGACUAAUGAAGUUUCUGAUAAGCCAAAUGAGGCAGGAGUUAGUAAUGAGAAACAGACUAAAGACGAUACUGUGAAAGAAGACAGUGGGACAGGUUCAGAAGCAAGUCAUGGCAAAAAAGCUACUGAUGAUAGUGAUGUUGUAAGUCAGAGAAAUCUUGCUGAUAGUAAUGAAAAAAAGGUGGUAGACAAAAUGAAAUAAAAU